UCUCAUUUGAAUCAUCUCUAAAUCUCAGGUCUCCGACCAUCGCACCUGGUCUCCCACAGCUCUCCGUUCUCGUUUUCUUCUCUCUCUCUCCGGUUUCUUUUCUUAACUCGAGCAUCUCUUUGAUCUCGGCGAAGUUUUCUUUUUUGUAUCAGGCACAAUCCUUGUCGUUCAAAGUACUGGUUUUCCUUACAUGGAAAACAGCUGAUAGUUGUACCUUAUUGCACUACGGAAUAGGAAAAGAGGUAUUGCAGCUUUGGCCCCAAGUAAUUUGGGGUGGAAGUGGAUUUCCCGUGCGUCUCACAGAAACGUGUUUCUGUCCAUUUGAGCAGUUGAUAUUUACUUUUCGAUACAUAGAUACCGCAUUUCCAAUGGCUCUGUCGAUUGCCGGCGGAGAACCAUUAUUUGCUUCGUCCGAUUUAAUUAUCCUCCGAUUUUUGAAUCAAGCACUCGACUCCAUCAAGCAGAAUGUUCUUAAGAUAUUUGCUAGCGUUUUGUGCUGUGACCUCAACGUCGAUUCUGACAUUAGGGAUGACAAUGGGCUAUUUGGUGAUUCUUGUCCAUUGAAAACUGAGAACUGGUUUUCGAAAAAGGAUUUUGACAACAAGGGAGAUCCACAAGCUGUUUUCAACAUAUUGGAUGCAAUGUUAAAAGACAGUUUGGAGCGUCUGAAAUCAAUGAGGGAAAGCAUAUCUCUGGGGAGGAUAAGCUUUACACAGUGCACUUUGGAUCUUGAUUACACUAGACACAUAGCUCUGAUAAAAGAUUUGUGUUUUGAGGGUAAGCUGGGAGCAGCUUUAUGGCUGCGGAGAAAAAUGAUACAAAAAGGUGUUUUCCCUGAUGUGCUUACACAUAAUUAUCUUGUAAAUCAGCUAUGCAAAACUGGUGAAAUGGACAAGGCAGAUUGGCUUAUUAGGGAGAUGAUAGAAAUGGGACCCUCUCCCAACUGUGCCACUUACAAUACUUUUAUUAAGGGAUAUUGCCUAAUGAAUAAUGUGGAUAAAGCUCUCUAUCUCUUCUCAACCAUGACUAACUCUGGUGUGAAGCCGGAUAGAGUUACUUGUAACAUACUUGUGCAUGCAUUAUGCAAGAGAGGUCUUUUGAAUGAUGCCGUGAAACUUCUUGAAGAGAUUCUAGGUGCUGACAGUGACAAGGCAGCCUCAGACAUGAUUACCUCAACUAUAUUAAUGGAUGGUUCUUUUAGGAUUGGAAACACGGCUCAAGCCCUCAGUCAUUGGGAUGAAAUGCUUGAAAAGAAUACGGAAAGAGAUGUUGUUGCAUACAAUGUCCUCAUCCAUGGAUUUUGUUUGAGCCGAGAAAUAAACACUUCUUAUAAGUACUUUUGCGAGAUGUUGAAAUUAGGUUUGCCUCCUGAUGUUUUUACAUAUAAUACUCUUAUAAGCACUCUUUGCAGAGAAGGCAGAUUUGAUGAGGCUUGUUACAUCCAUAGUGCUAUGUCAAGAUCAGAGGUUGCUCCUGAUCAGAUUACAUACAAGAUGAUUAUUCAAGGGUUAUGUAUUGAUGGAAAUGUGCUUAAGGCUAAUGACUUUCUUCUUAGUAUGUUAGAAAAGUCAAUCGUACCUGAGCCACUUAUAUGGAACCUUGUAAUAAAUGGUUAUGCAAGGUGUGGAGAUAUUGAUAAUGCAUCCUCAAUCAGAGAUAAGAUGUUGGCCCAUGGUGUUGCUCCAAAUGUAUAUACAUUUAAUGCUUUGAUUCAUGCACAAGUAAAAGGAGGAAAUAUUAAUGAUGCAUAUUCUCUCAAAAAACAGAUGAUUUUAAGCGGAAUUUUCCCAGAUGUGGUUACUUAUAAUUUGUUGAUAGGUGCUGCUUGUAAAUUAGGACAUAUUUAUUUUGCCCUUCAGCUGUAUGAUGAAAUGGUGAGAAGGGGAUGUGAGCCGGAUAUAAUAACAUAUACUGAAUUAAUCAGAGGCCAUUGUGGGCAAGGUAACACAAAGGAGGCAGAAGAGCUUCUUGUAAAAAUACAGAAAUCUGGUUUAGUGGUUGAUCAUGUUCCAUUUCAGAUACUUAUUAAAAAGUACUGCAAAAUGAGGGAACCCCACCUUGCGUUUUACCUAUAUCAAAGGUGGUUGAUUGGUGAUAAGUGAGUUUGUCAUUCAGUAAGUUCAAAAUUAUUCAUAUGGACUGCAGAACUGCGUAGUUUGUUGCAAUACAUUUGUUUUUGUAUAUCAUGAUGGGACCUGUUUUCUGCCUGUGGGGUCGAUAGACUGAUUCUUUCAUGAGGUGGCUCAUUAUGCCUGCCAAGGAAAUGAUUGAUUGGACAACUGGUUCCAAGAUGGUGGAAUAUUUAGACGCUUUUAUAUUUAUUAGAGCAUGUAGCUGCUUGGAUUUUUGAGCAGCCCUGAGGCCCUGAAGUUAAGGUCCUAGAAGUUUCUCAAGAAUCCUUCAUCCUUGCCAUCUUCAGUUAUUGGUGACGACAGUGUUAGAAUGCUCUGAGUGUGGCUGCAGGCCUUAGGCAGUUGAAGAUGCCCGACUAUACCCUUAGAGACGGACAGUUAAAAAUGCCUCUUAAGAUAAACUCCCUUGUGUUGUGGCAAUAAAGUUUAAUUACGGUGGGCAUGACGCAAAAAAGUCAUGGUUGAAGAACAUGAGCUAAUCAAUUUGAAUCAACAACAACAACAACAACAGCUUAUUAUGUUCAGGAGAGUAUCCGGAAACUGCAUAAUGGCAAGCUUAUAGUGGGUUCAGUUAUUAUCAUUGAUUGCCCAUCAGUCUGGAAAACCAAAUUGUGAUAAUAUCGUUGAAGUUGCAAGUGAUCCCUUUUCCGAUUUGAAUUAACAGGAUGGGAAGUGUUUCUAGUUUCCAGUAUGAUCAAUCGCAAAAAUGCUUGUUCAUCUCUUGGGAAUGCGUUCAGUCAAAAGAACCAGAAAAUUUUUCUUUUUUGAGUAAAGAAAGAAAUACAAAAGUUAUAGUGAGGUAUUUGUUGAUCCUCGUUCGACUUCGCAAAUUGUCGUACAAGAUGGAUGAGGGAAAUUACUUCAAGAAAACAACUUACAGGUAUAGCAAUUUACAUUAUGCUGGAAAUUAUUUGUAGACAUCUUGACUUUGUAAAUGAGAAUUUGAGUAAUUCUAUUUACUUGAAUAAACAUCAUCAUUUACUUGUUGUAA
Molecule: messenger RNA, 3123 nt
Organism: Carica papaya (papaya)
Lineage: Eukaryota; Viridiplantae; Streptophyta; Magnoliopsida; Brassicales; Caricaceae
Source: RefSeq, a predicted model, not a curated record